Epinephelus fuscoguttatus (brown-marbled grouper) is the source of this 792-nucleotide messenger RNA. Its product is annotated as atrial natriuretic peptide receptor 1. The record is from RefSeq and is a predicted model, not a curated record. Gene Ontology annotation, molecular function: peptide receptor activity; guanylate cyclase activity. Gene Ontology annotation, biological process: intracellular signal transduction; receptor guanylyl cyclase signaling pathway; cGMP biosynthetic process. The transcript has 6 exons. NCBI's taxonomy places the organism in Eukaryota, Metazoa, Chordata, Actinopteri, Perciformes, Serranidae. Bases 1 to 792 code for a protein of 263 amino acids.
AUGACUGAGUGGAUACAGAACUACGCCCAGAGCCUGAAGGAGAAGACAGAGGACCUGAAGCGCCAGAGGCAGCUGGCAGAGGAUCUGCUGCACCAAAUGCUGCCCAAAUCUGUCGCCAAGCAGCUCCGCCAGCAUAAACACGUCGAGGCAGAGAGCUAUGAAAAGGUGACCAUUUUUUUCUCAGACAUUGUGGGCUUCACCUCUAUCUCUGCAUCCUGUACUCCUCUGCAAGUGGUGGAGAUGCUCAACAACCUCUACAUGUGCUUUGACACACGCAUUGAUUCCUACGAUGUCUAUAAAGUGGAGACAAUUGGGGAUGCAUACAUGGUGGUGAGCGGUCUGCCUGAGAGGAAUGGAGAUAGACAUGCUGAUGAGAUCGCCAAGAUGGCGCUGGAUCUGGUAGCAGCUGUUAGACAGGUCUCCAUCCCUCACAUGCCCAAUGAGAGGCUGCAGCUUCGAGCCGGCAUCCACACAGGUCCAUGUGUGGCAGGAAUAGUGGGCUACAAGAUGCCAAGAUACUGUCUGUUUGGAGACACUGUCAACACCGCCUCUAGAAUGGAGUCGACCAGCCUGCCUCAGAAAAUCCACACCAGCUCAGAAACCUACUUGGCUCUGAUUAAAGACAACGCCUACGAGCUGCAGCUCAGAGGAGAGAUUGAGGUUAAGGUCCAAAAGCCCGGUCGCCUGGGCCGCCCACCCGCCCUCACAGAGGUAGCGGUAUCAUCUCGCAAUCUUCAGCCAAACCCCAAUAACGCCCCCCUCUGCCCCUCGAAUAAGCCUUUUCAUCAAUAA